This is a messenger RNA of Striga asiatica, 420 nucleotides long. Lineage: Eukaryota; Viridiplantae; Streptophyta; Magnoliopsida; Lamiales; Orobanchaceae. The record is from the annotation of a GenBank genome assembly.
AUGGGAUGCUCGGAAGUAGUUCCCGCGAGUCCUCGUCCAUGGCAGAGGCUGGGCUCGUCGGACGUUGGUCCCGUCGCUGGAAAUCGGAUGGACGUUGGGAUUCUCGUGUCGUGCCUGGUUUCAGUCACGGGAUGCUCGAAUCGCCGUGAAGGGCUGGACGAUGUGCUGUCGUCGGGUCAAUUCACCCUCAAUCGCCUGAAGUCGGAUUCUCAGAAAUUCGCUCCCGUCGCGGCUGCCUGUUCUUGGCCGGGGGUUGCUGACGAAGGUGAUGCUCGCCGGGAUGAAAUAGGGCUGAUGGGAGUGCCGGAACUCAUGGAGGCCGUUGGCUAUGGCGACGUGGUCUCCGAUGGUGGCGGAUGGAUGACCGAGAGAAAUGGGGAAAAUUCGUUCGGGAAGAAGAAGAAGACCCGUUCAAAGUGA